AUGCGACGCGUUCGUCGAUAUCCACCAGGGCCGUUUCCUCUACCACUGAUAGGAAACCUCCACCAUAUAAUCAUCGGAAACAUCAAAUAUGGAGGCAUCGUUGAGCUGAUGAAAAAAUGGCAGAAGGAAUACGGUGACGUCAUCACAUUUUGGUUUGGACCAAUACCAACAGUUCAUAUUCUGGACUUCGAGACAGCUAAAGAGGAAAUGAUCGUCAACGGUGCCGCUUAUGUGGACCGAUACACACCGUAUGUUCUUAAUAUUAAACGAGAAGGACGGGGUACGGUGUUCUCGAGCGGCGAUUUUUGGGCUGAUCAUCGUCGUUUCUCUUUACGAACGUUACGCGAUUUUGCCUUGAAGAGGAACCUCAUGGAGCAGAGAGUAAUGGAUGAGUUCCACCAGAAGUCGGAAAAUGCUGCCGAAUUCUUCGAAGUUAAACAUGCAUUGGAUAAAGAAAUAUUGAGUGUGACAGCCUUUUGGUAUGUCGCUGGAAAAGUGGACGCUCAACUUACCAUUAUUCAAAAACAAGUGGAGAAAGCUUAUCGCAACCUCAAGAGAAACUUUUGGAGUUUCUUCAGAAAAGGAUCCAACAGAGAAAGGAAGAUAUCGCAUCGGGUAAGCAUUCUCUGGAUGGAGAUGGUAAUGAUUUUGUUGACGCCUUUUGAUAAAAAUGGAGAAAGACCGGAAGAGAAGGACGACAUCCAACCCAAUCGUACAAGAACUAUCAUUUUGAACGAGGAUGGCAGUCUUGUCAUCAGAGCUUCCAAUGGACCGCUAAAUUCGAUCCUGGACGAUAUGAAGGAAGGAGGAAAAGCUCUAGAACAACGAAUAAUUCCAUUCGGUAUCGGGAAACGGUCGUGUAUCGCCCCAGCAGCUGUUGCAACUUCAACAGCAGCAGAGAUAUCACCACCAGCGGAAGCUGGUGCUGCAGGUCCAGUCGUACCAGCUUUAGAGGGUAAGGGCAUGACAAGGUUCGUCACAGCAACUCCUUCAACAACCUUAACGGAUAGCUCGGACACAUUCAAUGAAGAUGACCUUGAGAAGUGUGGUAAUGUUAUCUACAGUGAUUGCGACUUCAACGUCCUGAAGACUAAGAACAGCGCAAGUGCAAGCUUUUUUCUGCUAGAAGACCAUUCCGAGUGCAAUUUGCAAAGUGCCUUCACUUUACGGAGGACAAGCACUGAGAGGCUCUUGACACUGGAUAUAACCAAUGAAGCUGCUGGAACUCUUCCGUAG
Ostertagia ostertagi is the source of this 1236-nucleotide messenger RNA. NCBI's taxonomy places the organism in Eukaryota, Metazoa, Nematoda, Chromadorea, Rhabditida, Trichostrongylidae. The record is from the annotation of a GenBank genome assembly.